Messenger RNA from Lingula anatina, 869 nucleotides. RefSeq names its product TBC1 domain family member 9. Gene Ontology annotation, molecular function: calcium ion binding. The record is from RefSeq and is a predicted model, not a curated record. Lineage: Eukaryota; Metazoa; Brachiopoda; Lingulata; Lingulida; Lingulidae.
UUCUCAUUGAGAAGGAAAGGCUCUGUGGAACCAAGAUGUGGGUAAAGCCAGAAGAGGUCUUACUUGCCAAUGCACUAUGGGUAACAGAAAGAGCCAAUCCAUUUUUCAUCUUGCAGAGGAGGAAAGGCCGAGGUGGGGGUGGUCUCACUGGAUUGCUGGUUGGAACAAUGGAUGCUGUGCUAGAUAACAAAACCCCACCAUAUAGAAUACUGCAUCAGACAACUAACUCAGAAGUCAGCUAUGGAGUUGCUGUGGCCAACAGCAAGAGGGAGAUAUUCAAGGACUGGGAGUGGCUGGAACAGCAUGUGAUGGAAACACUGGAUACUUUUGAAAAUGAAGAUGAUGCCACUGAAUUUGUGCGAGGAAAGAUCAAUAGUCUGGUUGCCAAUGUUGUUACAGAUGAUGAUGGCAAAGACGAUGAGGAGACUGCUAAUUUCAAAAUAGCUUCCAGAAGGUUCCACAAGAUGUUCAACAUGCCUAAAGAGGAAAAACUGGUCAACUACUACUCCUGCAGUUACUGGAAGGGAGGAUUACCUCGGCAGGGAUGGGUGUAUUUGAGCGUGAACCACCUCUGCUUCUACUCAUUCCUCAUUGGCAAGGAGGCCAUGUUGGUUAUCAGAUGGACAGAUGUUACGAAAUUGGAAAAGGGGAACAACAUGAUUUUCCCAGACAGCAUUAGAGUAAAUACAAGAAAUCAACAGCAUGUGUUUUCCAUGCUUCUUCGCAGUGAAGAGACAUUUGGAUUGAUGGAGCAACUGGCCAACAUGGCUAUGAAACAGCUGCUGUCAGAAGAAACAUUUGAAGAAGACAGAGAUCUGAUGCUGAAAAUUAAGAAAAGUACUCCAAAGAAAGUCCCUCUUUUGNGAUAA